UCAAAGUCCGAUUAACUCCUAAUAUUUUUGGACUAGACCAUAUUUUUAUCUCAAUUUUUUAGACCAGUCCAUGUUUUAAUUCACUAGUCCAUCCUUUAAUACCCAGUCUAAAAAUUGACCCAGUCCACAAAUGGACCGGGUCCGAUCCAUUUUUCCCUUCAUUUUUCUUUACCUCUACACGCCGCACACCACCCCCAUCCCUGUUCUCUCUCUCCCUCUCUCUCUCUCUCUUUCCCUCUUCUCUUCUCUGUCAUCGCUCAUCUUCCCCACCUUCCCUUGUCUCCCCACGCCACUACCCUUCCAUUCCUCCUUGUCCCCCACGCGUCUGUCACCCCAUUCCCUUUUUGUUCCCCGCUCUUCUCUCUCUUCCGCUCCUCCUUCUCUCUUUCGUCAACACAAAGCAAAACCCUAUAAAUAGUGGCGGAUUGAAUCGUUUGAGGGGUUUUUUUUUGGAAAAAGGCUGGAAUCGCAAAAAAAUCCCUUACAAAACCAGAGCUUGAAUCGCAAAAUCCCCCCUGAAAUUAAGUUCUGAAACGUUUUUUUUAGUCAUGAAAUUCCCCAAGAACCAGGGUUGAAAUCACAGAAAUCCCCAUAGAAAAUACUAGUUCUUAGCAGUAUCGUCUGAUCUUGAGUCAAAAUCCACACCAUUUUUCUCUUCUGUUUUACCCUUGGCAUCUGUUGGAUUCAAGGGUAUAUAAAUUCGGGAUUCGUAGCGUUUCGAAGUAGAUUUGAAGUGUUCUAGGCUAUAUCGAAACCCGCGCCCACUUCGCUGCGCCCGAAGAAGUUAUAUUCAGCGGGAAAUAAGAAUAGAGAUGAAUAAAGUUCCCCAUGCAAAAUUGCAACGAACAAGCACAAGACUAACACUCAAACACAAGAGGACGCAUGACUGUGGACUGCUUAAGUUUAGUUAGGAAGCAUUAGAGUUGAGAGACUAUAGAAGUUUAUAAUUUUUCCCCUGCAUUUCACAUGCCAGGAAGAAAUGUGUAACAAGAUUUCGCCGCAAAAGUGCAAAAUUUUGUUUUGAAGGCACAAAAUGCAUGAUUCCCAGCCAUUAAUGUUAUUUGAUUAACAGAAUCACCCAACAUCAAAGCUCUUUUUGAAUUGGGAACAUCUGAGCAUGGGAAGCACUUAUUCUUGGCAGAUCUCUAACUAUGCAAAGAAGGCCUCAGCCCAAGCGUGUGAAAUAGUAAAAGUAGUGGCAUCUCUUGGCAAAAGGGUGAAAAGAAGGAUGAGAAUUCAAAUUGCAGAUAGUUAUUAUCUGUGUGCCUUUGGUAGCCUUUUGGCAUCCACCUAAGUAUGUUGCUAACAAUGGAAUAUAAUACUCCAACAUGUAAUCAACUGAAAAAGCUAUUUUGGGAAGUCAAAAUGCAUUGUAUACAGGGAAAGUUCUUGGAUUAUAUAUGGGAGUCCUUUUCUAGGUCCAUGAUUACUAAAAAGUACUUAUCAACUAGCAUUCAAAGUGUCUAAAGUAACUUUCAAAGUUAGUAAGGACGAAAAUAUUCAGAUGGUGACUAAUUGAGUAUCAACACUACUAAAGCCAAACCUUUUUAGUCUAAUUGAUAAUUUGCAGAUUAAUGUAAGAGCCUAACCAAGUGAAGGGGGACAACCAAAACUGUAGAAAUUUCACAAGAUCAUGUCAGUUCCUAGAUCAUGAAAAGAUAAACUCGAAGGAAGGAACGAAUACACACGCCCACACACACACACUAAGAUAUAUGUCUUCAUAGCUUCUGGUUCUGAAUAUUCAUGAACAAGGGUUGUUGGUUUAGUAGCUAUAAGAAAAUCAUUGGCACAACCGAGAGGAACAACCACCCUUAGAAGAAAAUCCCUUCACUCGGUUAUCCUCAGGGGAACACAUUGCUAACUAAAUACUGAUUUCAUCCAAAAAAAAAAUACUUUCAAUCCUAUAAAGACAUCAUAAGGAUUCAUGGCGUAAUAGUAGCACGUUUGAAAUUCCUGAGAAGAAAAAGUGUUUUGGCAUGAAUCAAGUGCGAAAGAUCUAGGUCAAGUCUUAGGAUUGUCUUUACAUAUGUCUCCUUUUAUGUGUUUUGGUUUAUUGUCUCAUCAAUGUACUCGCUUUUGUUAUUUCAAUGAGACUUGGCCUUUUAUUUCCCAACUCAAGUGUCUCAAUUAAAUGGCUUGGAUCAUUCUAUCAUAAUCUCGGAUAUUUGGCGUUAGGCCUACCUCUGGCAUAAAAAGGUCCCUGCAUAUUAGGACGUGUUUUGCUUGCUUACUUGCUAAGUGAUUUACUGGAAUUUAUCUGUAAUAUGCUCGCUCUUGAAUUUAUUUGCGAUUAUUUGAUGCUAAGAGAAUUAUUUGAAUUUAUUUUCUACUUGUUUAGUUUUAAUUCUUUAGAGGUUGCCUAGCAUUGAACAUUGCGUUGGCUGCGAAUCUGCAUUAAGGACAAAAUACAAUGGCAAAAAGAUUUGAAUCAUUCAACAUCGGUGUGGGAUUGGUGCAAGCGCAAAAUGAGGAUAGCGAGAAGAAUGUGGUACCAAGAAGCGUGUUGGUCAAUUUGGGAAAUACCUUCAGCCUUCUUCCUAACACAAGUUCAACUUCCAGCUCAACCCAAAACAUUUCCUUCACUAUUUCUCCUCACCCAGCUCCUACAUAUAUACCACCAAGAUUCUCUAUUGAACCAGAAACUUUGCAAGUCACGCGGAUGCCUAAUGUUCAAAAGCCUGCAUUCGCAGCACCCUUCACAGAAAACCAGCAGAAUCAGCUAGCGACAUGCCCAUACAAGAGAUUGAGAAAUGAAACAAAUGCAAUUAAUUGGGAUGACUCGGAUAGAGAGCUUCACAAUUUAAGGAUAAUUGUCGAAGAAGAGAUACGGGCAAGAAAUGUCCAAAGUUUAAGAUAUGAAAGCUUGUGCAUGCUUCCAAAUGUUGAGUUGCCGCCAGGAUUCAAAGUGCCAAAAUUCAACACCUUCAAUGGCAGAGGAAAUCCUAUUACGCACUUGAAGGACUAUUGUAGCAGAUUAAUGGGAAUUGGACACGAUGAAGCCAUACGAAUGAAAUUGUUCAUUCAGAGCCUAUCAGGGUUAGCAUUAGAUUGGUACACAGAACAAGACUUUCGCAAAUGGUACACAUGGGAGGACAUGGCCCGCGACUUUGUAGAACAUUUCAAAUUUAACAUCGGGGUUAGUCUGAACCUUUAUGAUAUGCUUGAGAUAGAAAGAAUGCCACAUGAGUCUUUCCAGGAAUAUGCCAUCCGAUGGAGAUUGGAAGCUUCAAAGAUACGCCCCCAUUGCCCGAGAAUGAGUUGAUUUCAACUUUCAUCCACAUACAAAAAGGCAUAUAUUAUGAAAAGUUGUUAUGUGCGCGGUUACGUGACUUUUCUGAUCUAAUUCAAAUUGGAAAGCAAGUAGAAGCGGGCAUUCGAGCAGGAAGAAUUGUUGACACUUCAUCAGUACAAGCAACUUUUCAAGUUGAGACAUUCAACAACUUGCAAGGCAAAAAGAGAGAAACCGACUCAGCUGUCAGGUCUACAUAUCAGCCGCAAUCACGACAGAACUAUCAAGUUUCACGUGAUCAUAUAUCUCUUCAUCAACGAGGCUUUCAAUAUCAACCCGAUCAAGCACAGUCUAGCUUACGACAGUCAGAGCACGUAAAAUUCCGCAUUUUUACUCCUCUUGAAGAGUCAUUAACCAGCAUAUUUGCGAGAGUGAAAGCUAAGGGACUCCUGAAGCCAAAGAAAGGAUGGAUCCCUAAAAGCCUACCGCCAGAUUUCGAUUGGUCCAAGAGUUGUGCUUACCACUCUAAUAUUCCAGGUCAUUACACAGAAAAUUGCCCGGCACUUAAGCAUAAGAUCCAGAACAUGAUCGAAAAGGAUAAGAUAAGUGUGCAACAAAAUAAAUUGUGCGACAACGAUGGCCCUCCAGUUGUAAAUGCAAUUAUUUUUACCGGUGAUCCAUCAAAAUUAGCACCGAGACAUUUGAAAAGGAACCGUGGAACUAAGUAAGAUGAUUGAAAGGAUCUACUGUCACUAGCAUUCUCCACCCACUUGCCUCAUGAUCAACUUUCCUUCUUGUAAUUUUUGCUAAAGCUUUGUAUUAUGAACUACGUUCGACCAGAUUCCUGUUGGUAGCGGGAUACGUAGGCGCCUAUGGUGGGUUCGGUCUUAAUAUAGUGAAAAUUUCAUUUUCCUACGAAGCAACACUGGGGCAGCUUUGCAAAUGGCCUAUCAUUAUUCGACAAAAGCAUGAAUCGAAAUCUCGAGCAAUAUAUUAGCGUCACCAGAUUGUUGCAAUGCCAUCACCACGAGAAAUGCAGAUUCAACGCCAAAGCUUUGGUGUUCAAUGCAAGGCAACCAUGUUAUUUUACACUAACGAAUUUUCUUUGAGUAACGCAGGGGCAUAUUUUAGCUAUUUCUUAAGGAUAUCGCACAGUAUCAAGACGGCCAUUACAAGAUUCGGAUAAAGCAAAGGGCAAAGCCAACUUAAUAUUAAUUAAAUUUGAAACUCACAAACUUCUUUGAGUGCAAGAACUUUUGGCAGGGUAGAAGGUCCCCAAGUCUUCAGCAUUGCAUCAUGAAUAUUUGUUGCUGUAAAUUACGCAUUGCGUCAAAACUCGUCUCACCGCAUAUAAAUCAAGCAUCGCAAAAGCUUUUCGCUCCGCACUAAUUUUUAGUAAUCAUAAAUCAAGCACUGCAUUUAGGCUCGUCCGCCUUUAAUUGGACAUUUUAGGCUUGUUCGCCUUUAAUUGCACAUUUUAGGCUAGUCCGCCUUUAAUAGGACAGUUUAGGCUAGUCCGCCUUUAAUAGGACAUUUUAGGCUGAGCACCGCCUUUUAUAUGUUGCGUGGGCUGUGCACCGCCCCUUUGAAAUUUUAGCAUAAGACCGAGCACCGUCUUCUAUCUCAAUUUUAUUCUGCUUUGUAAUUUAAACUACGCUUGACCUGAUUCCCUUAGUGGGAUACAUAGGCAGCCUAUGUCAGGCUCGGUCUCUUCAUUCGCAAAAGCAACAUCCUCAUAUACCAGAAACUGGGACAAAUUUUAAGAGCAUCACCGCAAAAGCUCAAUAUCCUCCUAUACCAGAAACUGGGACAAUUGUUAAGGGCAUCAUCGCAAGCGACAUCGAGAAACAUGAAAGAGAAUAUGGCCAACAGAGUUAUCAGGCAAAAAGAAGACUUGGGAGAAAGGACGCUCGCUUUGUUUCACGGUUCCCAAGUCGCAGAAGCCAAAAUAUAUAAUGUUCACAACCUUGCAAGGAUUGCACGUCGAACGGUUUGAUCUUUAUUAUAACAAUUAUGCCUCUCGAGUAUCAAUAAUUUGCGAGAUUCGCAACAAAUUAAUGCUUGAGUCUUGCAAAUGAUUUUUCAAACGUGUCGACGCACAAAUAUUAUUGCUUUCAAAUGCUCUCAAAUGCACUGCGCAUGCACUACUAUUUUAAAUACCACGCACUGCUGCUUUAAAUUCCCCGCACUGCAUGCACUACUAUUUUAAAUGCCACGCACUGCAUACACACUACUGUUUUCAAAUGCCCCACACUGCAAAAGCAACCGCACCUGCAUUACAUUAUUACUUUCAAAUGCCCUGCAAAGACACAUCAUCAUUGUUCGCAAAAGCACCGCAUUUAGGCUCGUCCGCCUUUAGUAGGACAUUUUAGGCUCGUCCGCCUUUAAUAGGACAUUUAGGCUCGUCCGCCUUUAAUAGGACAUUUAGGCCCGUCCGCCGUUAAUAGGACAUUUUAGGCUCGUCCGCCUUUAAUAGGACAUUUUAGGCUCGUCCGCCUUUAAUAGGACAUUUUAGGCUCGUCCGCCUUUCAUAUGAUGCAUGGGCUGCGCACCGCCCUUUGCAUCGCUUUCAUAUAUUGCCUGGGCCAUGCACCGCCCUUUUAAAUUUCUGCAUAAGGCUGUGCACCGCCUUUCAUAUGAUGCAUGGGCUGCGCACCGCCCUUUGCAUCGCUUUCAUAUAUUGUCUGGGCCAUGCACCGCCCUUUUUAAAUGUCUGCAUAAGGUUGUGCACCGCCUU
This is a messenger RNA of Lycium barbarum (goji berry), 5966 nucleotides long. RefSeq lists its product as uncharacterized. The record is from RefSeq and is a predicted model, not a curated record. The transcript has 2 exons. Lineage: Eukaryota; Viridiplantae; Streptophyta; Magnoliopsida; Solanales; Solanaceae. Bases 2411 to 3262 code for a protein of 283 amino acids.